Zingiber officinale is the source of this 2051-nucleotide messenger RNA. RefSeq names its product protein NRT1/ PTR FAMILY 8.3-like. Gene Ontology annotation, molecular function: transmembrane transporter activity. The record is from RefSeq and is a predicted model, not a curated record. Gene Ontology annotation, biological process: transmembrane transport. The transcript is spliced from 5 exons. Gene Ontology annotation, cellular component: membrane. NCBI's taxonomy places the organism in Eukaryota, Viridiplantae, Streptophyta, Magnoliopsida, Zingiberales, Zingiberaceae. Bases 142 to 1881 code for a protein of 579 amino acids.
ACAUUUUACCUUCCAACAACUCACAUCGCAGUUUGACUUCGAACCAUUCCUUCAAAUCGAGUUUCCACCAUGUCGAACUUCUCAUUGGAAAAUCCGCAGCUGGAGGGGCUUUAACCGUCCUCCUUGGCUAGCUUCAAAUCCAUGGAGAACGAUGAUGGAGUUUCUUUGGAAAGUGGCGAAAGAAGUCCUCUGCUGGAUAAGAGCCAAUCAUCAAGGCAUUUUGAAGACAAUGGUUCUGAGGAGAUCGAUCAAAGAUCUGAGCCACAAAGUGUAACUUCUAUCUCCAAGGCACCACCAAUAAUCUUAGCAUUUUCAUUCCUGGAAGGUAUUGCUUUCAAUGGCAUUGGCAUAAACUUAGUUUUGUAUCUUGGUUCUGUCCUUCAUUGGCCUAUUUCUUCAAGUGCUGCAAAUGUUUCCUUUUGGGGUGGAACUACAUAUUUCACACCACUGCUUGGUGGCCUCCUCGCUGACACCUAUUUUGGAAAUUACAGGACAAUUGUAAUAUCCAUCAUAUUGUACCUACUUGGGUUGGUGAUUGUUACUUUAUCUGCCACUAUUCCAUCAUUAACACCUCCUUCAUGUGAUGGAAAUUCAUGUCAACCUGCAACUGCAUUCCAAACGUUUGUGUUCUUUUCUGGGUUAUAUGUUAUUGCCUUUGGGACUGGUGGAACCAGAGCAGCCUUGCUGCCCUUUGGUGCAGACCAAUUUAAUGAGGAGAAACCGAUAGAAAUGAGAAAGAAAGUAUCCUUCUUCAGUUAUUUUUAUGUAUGUUCCAUGUUAGGAUUGCUCUUUUCUGGUACUUUCAUAGUUUGGAUACAACAAAAUGUCAGCUGGGCAAUUGGAUUUGGGAUUUCAACAUUUUGCAUGGUUAUAGCUUCUGGAGGCUUUUUACUUGGAACUUCAACAUACAAGUUAACGAUGCCAACUGGCAGUCCUUUGAAGAGUCUUCUUCAGGUUAUUGUAGCUACUGUAAGGAAGAUGCACGUGGAAACUCCAACCGACCCUAAUUUACUUUACGUGGUAAACCAAGAGAAAUCGUGCAAGAGGCGAUUGGCACAUACUGACGAAUUCAGAUUCUUUGACAAGGCAGCUACUAUUUCAAAUCUGGAGAGAAGCAGUGAUUGUGCCCAGAGUUCAUGGACCAUUUGCACUGUAACUCAAGUGGAGGAGCUGAAGAUACUUCUGCGGAUGCUACCAAUCUGGGCAACAAGUGUUGUGUAUACUGCAGCAUGCACUCAAAUGAAUAGCACUUUCAUCCAACAGGGUAAUGCAAUGAACACAAGGAUUGGAUCCUUCACCAUCCCCCCUGCAUCACUUUCCUCCUUCGGAGUGAUGUGUGUCAUGAUCUGGGUUUUCAUUUACAUCAGGGUUAUAUCCCCAGUAGUUGAGAGGUUCACUUCAAAUGGAGCUGGACUUACUAAUCUGCAGAGAAUGGGAAUUGGCCGUUUUACGAUGAUCAUAGCCAUGCUAACAGCUGGAUUUAUCGAAACAAUUAGACUGAAGAGUGUGAAGCAUGGUCACCUGAUAAGCAUAGGGUGGCAAUUUCCCCAGUACUUUAUUAUCUCAGGUUCGGAGGUCUUCAAUUACAUCACGCAGCUCGAGUUCUUCUAUGCACAGGCACCCGAUAGCAUGCGGAGCAUCUGCACAGCAUUCGCCUUGCUCUCAACUGCACUGGGAAAUUACUUGAGCUCUUUCAUAGUCACAGUCGUUUCUGCUGCUACAGCAAGCGACGGAAAUCCUGGGUGGAUCCCAGAUGAUCUGAACAAGGGGCACCUUGAUUACUUCUUCUACGGUCUUGCAGGAAUCUGCACAAUAAAUUUCUGCAUUUAUGCUUUUGUUGCCAGGAACUACAGGCUGAAGCAGGUCAUAGAAGAAUACUGAGAAUGAAGUUUUCGAAGGAUUUGUUUGAGCAAGUAUCAUCGAAUUCUUUAAUCAUCAUUGAAUGUCGCGUCUAGAAGAAAAACUGAGACGGCAUGUUAUGUGGAUGUUGAUUGUUGAAUGGAUUGUUGUUCAAUUAUUUUCAAGUGAUGCCAUAUUCUUUAGAUAUCUAA